UCCGAACCGCUGCAUUGUGGGACAUUUAUUAGCAGACCGGCAAAUUUUACCAACGUGAGCAAAGCAAAGGAGAAGCGAAUAUGGCCGAAAACCAGAGAUGGAUACCGUUAGAGUCAAACCCUGACGUACUGAAUAAGUAUAUAGCUAAACUGGGUGUCCCUACAGAAUGGCAGUUUCAGGACAUCUAUGGAUUGGAUCCUGAUCUACUGGCGAUGGUUUCCCAACCAGUCGUGGCUGUCAUGUUGCUCUACCCAAUUACAGAAAAGUCAAAAGCCACACCUAUUGGGACAUUUGAAGAGGACUCAAAAUCUGAAACCUACUUCGUGAAGCAGACUAUUGGUAAUGCAUGUGGAACUGUGGCUAUUGUACAUGCCCUAGCUAACAACAAAGAGAAAAUCCAGUUUAUAGAUGAGAAACCUUUUGCCAGCUUUUUGAAGUCAACAUUGGAUAAGUCACCAGAGGAGAGAGCUACUUGCCUGGGGACUGACGAAAGUAUGGGAGCUGCCCAUGAUGACAGUGCACAUGAGGGUCAGACUAAGGCUCCUUCUGCAGAUGAAAAAGUCAAUACACAUUUUGUGGCCUUUGUAUGCAAAGACGGUAAACUGUAUGAAAUGAAUGGAAGCAAUCCUAGCCCAACAUUCCAUGGAGAUACCACACCUGAUACACUGUUACAGGACUCUGUCAAUGUUGUCAAGAAGUUCAUGGAGCGUGACCCCACAGAGCUCAACUUUACUCUGAUGGCCUUGUCCAAAGUGAACUAAGGUCAUGACCUUGACAUCUUGCUUUGCGGUAACAUUCCUAAAGGAAGUCAGUGACAUGGUUGUCUGGAAUUAAUGGGACACUUCCAGGAUGCAGUACAAUCUACUGUGGUUUUGUUCUUUUGUGUGAGCACCAGGUUUGAGGAGAAGCCAUGCACAAGUACCGUCUUUGUCAAAGCUUAGUAAUAUUUCCAUUGUGAUCAAAGGUAUUAUGAUAUAUUCUAAGACAAGCGUAUAAGUUGUAUUAUGCUUUUGCGUUUCCUGUGUCGCGUGCUGCUUAUCACUGGUUAUAUCCGAACAUGUGACAAAUAUUUCUAUAGUCACGUGUCUUUUCUUUGAUUGAAGCGGAUUAAAUUUACUAAUAAACAGGAGAAGACAUGUUUGGUUCUAAAUACCAAGUGGUAAGACACUUACAGUCAGUGAAUUCUGAGAGCAAGUUUGACACUGGUAGAUUCUGUUCUUAAUUAACUAAUUCAUCCCUGAAGUUUCCUAAUGAACUAUUCAAACCUUUGAAUAGGAAGAGUUCAAAUGUGACUUCAAGGGUGAAUGAAUUAAGUAAGGUUGAAAAUGUUAUGGUUACAGUUUGUUGUAAUGAGUUUGACCAUGUAUCACAGAGCGUAAAUAUUUGUUCCUACUAAUUUUCAGCAUUGUUUAGCCCUUUCACCACUGUAGACCAUAAUGGACUCAUCCCAAUAAAUGCAUGGUAGAGUCCACUAAAGUUACCUAGGGGUGAAAGGGUUAAGACCAUCGAGAUUAUAUUCUCACUGUUAUGUAAAACAUAAAAGUAUGACACAAUGAUAAAGCCUAUUGAUAUUUGAUACCCUGUAAUUUAUGUCCUGGUUGGUUGGAAAUUGUACCAGUACCAUCAGGGUGGUUUUUUGUGUGGAUGCAGAACCAUUCCAUUUAACCAUAGUUGAAAUACCCUAAAAUAUCAAUAAUAAGCAUGGUUUGAAAAUAGGCCAGCCUGGAAAAUAAGUCUUGGAUUCCUUACAUUCAAACAUAUCUUCCACAUUGGUCAUAGGCAGGUUUAACAGGAGACGAUCACAUUUCAGGAUUUAUUCAAGCAACAAUUGGAUAUAAGAUUAAAAAAAAAAAAAAAAAAAAAAUUAAAAAAAAAAAAAAAAAAACAUUAAAAACCUGUAUAACAGAAUAUUUAAAGAAAAUAAGCCUAAGAUCCUUUACUAAAACUUGAAAUAAGCUGUGACUUAUUGAUCAGAUGUUAGAGUAGCAUUACCCUGUGCUUCCACCUGUAAAGUACAUGACUAAAUACACAGGUAAACAGUUACAUGAUACCUUUACCUUGUAAGUUCAUGGAAGUGACCUCAUAGUAUGACAAAAGAUGUUAGACUAAAAAUGCUAUCAAGAAAUGUGGGCUCAGCAGCAAUCAAACGUCUUAUCAUUCUGUCACUUAUAGUGUUUGAUUUUGAUUUCAGUAAUGGUAUAUAUGGAAAAUUCGAAAUUAUUUGAUUCUACAGAAGGAACCACGUCAUUAAUUUGAGCCUCCUGUCCUUCUGUAGAUCAGUAGAUCAAUGGUAACCUGUUAAAUAAAAACAAAAGUUUUGUGAUACAUGAAGCAGUGAUUUCUGACCUUAUCAUAUAAAUAAACUAUUUCUUAUUACAACAAUGAUGAAGGUGUAAAAGUAGGUUGGAGUUACAGUGAAAAUUAACUAAUGGCAUGUUUGGUGCAGAAUGAGCUAACUUGAUAUUAUAUGUUGUAGCGGGUUUAAGUCAGCAAGAAAUGAGUGCCAGUGAGAAUGACCCAAUAAAGCUACUUUUUUUGGUGAAGAAACUGUUUUUGUUUUGUAAAUGUUCAGCAAUGACAGUUGUUUUGUUAGCCUAUUGAUGUUGGCUGAGUAUUGGGGUCCAAUGUGUUUAAGGAUCUUUAUUGUGGGACAUAUUGUAAGAUAUAUCUAUAUAUUUUGUAACGUUUAUUUUCUACUGUUUGUAUGCCUUUUCUAGCUAGUUAAGUUGCAAUGCGUACUACAAACAAAAUAUAUCCAAAGAUGUUGAUGUCAAAAGGAAGUUAAAACUGUAUCAAGUGUGCCAGAUUGUAGUCUUUCACAAUACCCAUGACAUAGAAUGUCAUUGAACACCAGUGUAUAUAAACUAAUCCCACCUGCAGUCUAUAUCCUCUUACAGAAGUCACAAGAUAAACAUUCUCUUUCUGGCAUGCAAAGGUGUAUCAACAUUCGGUAAAGCAAAAUUGAAAAAUGAACAUUAAACCAGUAUCCCCAAAUUUUUCCAAAAGACAAUGAAAACAAUCGGUUUUUGGUGGGAAGUACUUAAAAACCUGAACACCAAAUGCACCAAAGCAAACACACAUAUACCUAAUUCUAUGGAAUAUCUCCCUGAACUCGUCACAUGUCUGUGUGUUUUUAUGCACAGCUCCAAUUAAACCUGGCAGGAUAUUGUAUAUGACAUGUCAGAUGCACAAAAUAAGAAUUUUACAUGAAUAUUCAGUGAAGGCUAUGAAUAUUCAUGUCAUACCAAUAGUACAUAGUUAUUAAUGCUCUACAUUAUGUUGCUAAUGUGCAAUUAUGAUACAGGUUCAACCAGUUCUGUUUAGGAGUUGUUUGGCAUAUAUGUAAAGACAAUUUGAAGAGACAAUUUAUUUGAAGGACUAACUAGUACCUUGAAUUAGAGAAGCCAUUCGCAUCAAGGCAGAUGGG
Molecule: messenger RNA, 3427 nt
Organism: Mizuhopecten yessoensis (Yesso scallop)
Lineage: Eukaryota; Metazoa; Mollusca; Bivalvia; Pectinida; Pectinidae
Product: ubiquitin carboxyl-terminal hydrolase-like
Exons: 9
Coding region: 81-761 (226 amino acids)
Biological process (GO): ubiquitin-dependent protein catabolic process; protein deubiquitination
Cellular component (GO): cytoplasm
Molecular function (GO): cysteine-type deubiquitinase activity
Source: RefSeq, a predicted model, not a curated record